UAGCUUAAGAGGCAGAAAACCAAAAACCCAUUCUUAACAAAAAAGAUGGGGAAAAUGGGAUCUUCAUCAGUGACUUCUCUUGUGGUCACUCUCCUAGUGGCUAUAGUGUCUCUCAGUUUGCCAUCAGAAACCUCAGCAAACUAUCCUUACUCAUCUCCUCCACCACCAGUUUCUCCUCCCUACCAUUACAAGUCACCACCUCCUCCUUCUCCUACUCCUCCAGUGCACUACUCACCACCUAAGCAUCCCUACCAUUACAAGUCACCUCCUCCUCCAGUGCACUACUCACCACCUAAGCAUCCCUACCAUUACAAGUCUCCUCCUCCACCAGUGUACUCACCACCUAAGCAUCCCUACCACUACAAAUCCCCACCACCUCCUCCUCCUCCAGUACUCUCACCUCCUCCACCAAAGGCGCCUUACUAUUACAAAUCCCCACCACCACCACCCAAGAAGCCUUACCACUACUCAUCUCCUCCUCCUCCUCCUCCACACAAGAAGCCGCACCACCCAGUGCAUUCACCACCACCAAAAAAGAAACCUUACCACUACAAGUCUCCCCCACCACCCACACCCUCACCACCUAAGCAUCCUUACCACUACAAAUCUCCACCACCACCACCAAAGAAACCUUACCACUACUCAUCUCCUCCUCCUCCUCCUCCAAUCAAGAAGCCGUACCACCCAGUGCAUUCACCACCACCACCAAAGAAACCUUACCACUACAAGUCUCCCCCACCACCCACACCCUCACCACCUAAGCAUCCUUACCACUACAAAUCUCCACCACCACCCUCACCUUCACCACCUAAGCACCCCUACCACUACAAGUCUCCACCACCACCAUCACCAUCACCACCUAAGCACCCAUACCACUACAAGUCUCCACCACCACCAUCACCUUCACCACCUAAGCACCCAUACCACUACAAGUCUCCCCCACCACCAUCACCACCCAAGAAGCCUUACCAUUACAAGUCUCCACCACCACCACCUUCUCCUACUCCUCCAGUCUACUCACCACCCAAGCAUCCUUACCACUACAAGUCUCCACCACCACCAUCACCACCCAAGAAGCCUUACCACUACAAGUCUCCCCCACCACCCACACCAGUCUACAAGCCACCAGUUUACUCACCACCCCCACCACCUAAGAAACCAUACAAGCCACCAACUCCUCCAGUUCACACCGCACCACCACACCCUUACAUCUACUCAUCACCCCCACCUCCUCACCACUACUAGAUAAUGAGAGCUAGACUGCAUCCAGCUGGUAAGAUGAAGACCAGGUCCAAAUAAAGAAGGGGCUGUCGAAGCCGAAGCGCCUUAUCCUACCAAAAAGAAGAAGAUCGAGUCUCCGCAGUUGAUGUAACGUUUUUAUUUAUGCAGAUGUAUUUUUAUUAGACAGUUGUAGUGCACUUGUUUUAUUUUAUAUAUUUCUCAAAAGAGAUGCCAUAUGUAUUGUCGUUUAUUUCAACCUUCUUCCUAAUGGAGAGGAGAUCAUCAUAAUAAUAAAAUAAAUACGUUUCCCAAAUUUUCCUUA
Molecule: messenger RNA, 1543 nt
Organism: Prunus dulcis (almond)
Lineage: Eukaryota; Viridiplantae; Streptophyta; Magnoliopsida; Rosales; Rosaceae
Product: extensin-like
Exons: 3
Coding region: 46-1245 (399 amino acids)
Source: RefSeq, a predicted model, not a curated record